AUUAUCACUAUAAUACCUUUGAUUUGAUUUGUAAAACAAGCGGCGCUACCGUUAAAGUAUCUGGUGCUGGGAAAUUGACACCAGUGGCUGCCAGAAUGUUGUGGAAUACGGGUUUGUUGCUCCUGGUCUUCGUAUGUGGCCAGGCACUAGCUGAGGAAAUUAAGCCGCAAUUCAUUGAAGAUGCUUUGAGCAAAGCGCAAGUGCAAUCUAGCCAGUCCCGAAUCGUGUCGGGAUGGGAGGCCUACCCUGGCCAGCACCCUCAUCAGGUCAACUUGCGCAUGGUGAAUGGCUCUGGGUCCGUAAAUGGAUGCGGCGGAUCCCUGGUCUCGCGCCAGUGGGUUCUUACAGCCGCCCAUUGCACUGCUGGGCGCAUCACCAUGGUCAUACGUCUUGGCAUUACCAAUAUGACAUCGCCGCAGCAUAUGAUGGAAUCGAAUGAGUGGUACAAUUACCCAACCUUCAAUGACCUCACGCCCACCGUGGUACAGACCAAUGACAUCUCACUCCUGAAACUGCCGCGCCGUGUCGAAUACACCAGACUCUUGCAAGCGAUUCGUAUCCAGUCGUCGGCAGAUGCUCACAAGGAGUACCAAAAUGAAAUAAUGUACGCAAGCGGCCACGGUAGACUUUGGACUAAGGGUGCUUCGCCCGAGGUGCUGAACUGGGUGUACUUGCGUGGUGUAGACCAGGCGUUUUGCCGGGGAACUUCCUCGGUCUUCAACGACAACACCAUCUGCGCGAGGUGGUUCAAUGAAACCUCGCAAUCGACUUGCCAGGGUGACAGCGGUGGCCCUCUCGUUCACGUGAACUCUGAAGGUGUCCCGAUCCUCAUUGGUGUGACCUCCUUUGUGGCUGGUGGUGAUUUCGGAUGCCACUCUGGUUUCCCCGCCGGUUUCGUCCGUACGGGGCCGUUCCACAGCUGGUACCGUAGAGUGACUGGUCUUGAUUUCGAAAACUUAAACGAAGAUGAUGAAGAAGAUGAUAAUGUGACGGAACCACCUCCGGAAUCUGAAGAAGAAGAAGAAGAGGAGGAAGAGGAGGACCCUACCACCAAACCACCAGCACCAGAAUCCGAAGAAGACACGAAAGAAGAAGAAGAUGCCGAAGAAGAUUCCGAUGAUAGCUCUGACUCCGAGUCUGACGAAGGCCCAUCCGGUUCUGGUAUUAAGAAGAAGGUGGAGGUCAAGGUCAAGGUCAAGGUUAAGGUCAACAAGGAAAUUAAGAUCAAGAAGAAAGCGCACAUCAAGAAGAAACACCCAUCGCAGGCUAGAUUCUUCUCGGCACUUUCUUAAAGCUUUCACACGCACUACAAAAACUGCUAAUAUUUAAUAACAGUUCAAUAUAUAUUAUAAUUUGUUAAUCUAUUGUAUGUUAUUUAUUUAUAAUAUUGGUCUAAUAAAAAGAUAAAUAUAUGUCUUUA
Molecule: messenger RNA, 1420 nt
Organism: Manduca sexta (tobacco hornworm)
Lineage: Eukaryota; Metazoa; Arthropoda; Insecta; Lepidoptera; Sphingidae
Product: collagenase
Biological process (GO): proteolysis
Molecular function (GO): serine-type endopeptidase activity
Source: RefSeq, a predicted model, not a curated record